GUCAUGAUGGGAGGAUCUCAUCAAAUAAAAUAACAUACAUCCCAGUGGAAGAGAUAAAUAGAGAGCUUUAACUGUUCUACAACAUAGCUUGCCCCCCCCGACCGCUGCUUUCCUGUGUUUGCGCAUAUUUGUUAUUGUCGGGCUAUUGUCGGGGCUCAGCACCAUGGACAGCUCCAGGCUGCGCGCACUCACUCUAGGGAGCUGCCUGCUUCUCCUUAUCAUCAGCACUGUCUGUGCACAAGAUGACAGCUCAGACCUGGAGACCAGGGCACUCCGAGACUUCUACCCAAAAGAAACCAUUCCUUCCAGUGAGAAAGAGCUGCUGGGGGCUCUGCAGGAAGUCCUGGAGAAGUUACAAAGUAAACGAGUGCCUGCCUGGGAAAAGAAAUUUGGACAAGUACCAGUGUGUGAUGUAGGGGAGCAGUGUGCAGUAAGGAAGGCGUCCAGGAUCGGAAAAUUAUGUAACUGUCCCAGAGGUGCUGUUUGCAACUUCUUCCUACUAAAGUGUUUAUAAGGCAAAUCUAAAAACCCAACGAUGAACUGCAGAAGCGACAGGGCUGAGCACCAACACAAGAUCUGGAAAAAAAGGACUUGGUGACAAUGAUUUUUACACUGGUAAAAUGAUGUACAGCAUCUGUUAUGUAUAAUGUAAUGCUCUGCUAGCCUUUCUGUGGGCAAAUAAAGACAUGCUCUCUUUUGUAAA
Rana temporaria (common frog) is the source of this 703-nucleotide messenger RNA. RefSeq names its product cocaine- and amphetamine-regulated transcript protein-like. Gene Ontology annotation, biological process: cellular response to starvation; adult feeding behavior; positive regulation of MAPK cascade. The record is from RefSeq and is a predicted model, not a curated record. Gene Ontology annotation, molecular function: neuropeptide hormone activity. Bases 164 to 514 code for a protein of 116 amino acids. The transcript has 3 exons. Lineage: Eukaryota; Metazoa; Chordata; Amphibia; Anura; Ranidae.